Molecule: messenger RNA, 1254 nt
Organism: Syzygium oleosum
Lineage: Eukaryota; Viridiplantae; Streptophyta; Magnoliopsida; Myrtales; Myrtaceae
Product: putative receptor like protein 25
Exons: 2
Coding region: 137-1030 (297 amino acids)
Molecular function (GO): protein binding
Source: RefSeq, a predicted model, not a curated record
ACAUUUGGCAGAUGUUCAACUAAGUGGUCCGAUUCAGUUUUCAUUUGAGAAUUUGACGCGAUUGGUUGUGCUUGACAUUUCAUCCAACAAUUUGCAAGUAUUGACUGAGCUGAAAGCUGUGAUCUUGAAAUUCAAUAUGUUCCAUGGUCCAAUAGAAACAUAUCGAAGCCAGUUCAACUUCAGCAAUUUGCAUAUCAUGGACCUUUCCAACAAUAGUUUCAAUGGUGAACUUCCUUCUAAGUUACUGCAGAGUUUUCAUGCCAUGAAAAUAAUUGUUGGUCAAGAUCGGUUGGAAUAUAUGUAUACUUUUUCAGGGCUCCCUCCGUCCUUCUACAUAUCUGCAAUAGUUACCAUUUAUGUGGAUAUUCAGCAAGUGGUUGAUAGGUAUAAAACAACCUAUGGAAUGAAGCUGAUGAAUAAAGGCACAGAAAUGGAAUACUCGAAGGUUCCUUAUGCCCUUAUGGGAAUUGACCUCUCCAAUAACAAAUUCGAAGGAUGCAUACCCAAUCUUGUUGGAGAUUUGAAGUCACUUCUCAUGCUUAAUCUUUCGAACAACAUUCUCACUGGUUCCAUCCCGCCUUCCUUAGCAAACCUAACAAAGCUGGAAUCUUUAGAUCUUUCUCGGAACAAUCUCUCGGGAGAGAUACCUCAACAACUAGCCCAACUUACAUUUCUUUCAUCUUUUGAUGUCUCUCAUAAUCAACUAUCGGGACCAAUACCACAAGGAAGUCAGUUCGACACAUUUGGGACCCAUUCAUUUGCCAUGAAUAAGGGGUUGUGUGGAAGUCCUUUACCAAAUAAAUGCACAAAGGUUGGGGAUAACUUACCAUUUCCAACAUCAUUGCUCGAGGAAGAAAAUGGGGAAGAGUCUCCAUUUGACUUGAAUUGGAAAGUUGUGCUAAUUGGCACUGGAGUCGGGUUUUUGAUUGGCGUUGUGCUAGGGAACGUGAUCAUUGACGAAAAGAGUAGGUGGUUCUUGCACUACUCCAAGAGAAUGGCAAAAAAGUGGAAAAGAUUGGGAAGGCACUGAGCAAUAAGGAAGUGUGCAUCUAGUCGGAUACUUAUGUGACAUUUAUUAGUAAUGUAAAUUGUCGUGUGUCUAAUUUGUAUUAAAAAUAGUCACAAAUUCCUUAGAUUUUGAUCUAUGUUUGCUUCAUGUGAACUCGUGUGGUUCGUAAGUUAUGGUAUGUAGACGUUGUUUUCUUGUAUAUUAUUCUUUCUGACUGUUUUUCCUAGAACAUCAUAUUAUAUCGG